Molecule: messenger RNA, 3561 nt
Organism: Gekko japonicus
Lineage: Eukaryota; Metazoa; Chordata; Lepidosauria; Squamata; Gekkonidae
Gene: PTPN9
Product: protein tyrosine phosphatase, non-receptor type 9
Exons: 13
Coding region: 527-2281 (584 amino acids)
Biological process (GO): protein dephosphorylation
Molecular function (GO): protein tyrosine phosphatase activity
Source: RefSeq, a predicted model, not a curated record
AUGCCGAGCUCCGGGGACGUUUUCAGCCAAAGACAGACCCGGAUCGAGUGAAUUGGCAAGGCCCAGAAGAAGAAGAGGAAGAAGAAGACGACAAUAUUAAUAAAUUGGAUUUUGUUUUCUUUCAACUUUUGGAUCAUUUCUGGUCGCUUUAGAAAGGAAAAGAUUUAUGGGGGAGUGGGUUGCAGAGGAAGUCGCCGGCAGCCCCCUCCCCUCUUUUUGCCAAGUUUAAAAUAGAUUUUUUUUAAAAAAAAAGUGUGGGGGGUAUAUAUAUCUCAAGAAGAAUGCGAAGUUUGGGAGCCGCCUGAAGCGCCCAAGGGACCGCCUGGAUCGUCACCAGCCCCCGUGCUCAAGUUGUUUCGGUGUGUGCGUGAAGAGGAGAGGAGUCGAUUGUCUGCAAUUUCUUUUUGGGAAGCGGCGGAGGGGGAGAGGUGCUUUUCGGAAAAGUUGGGGAAGCAAGGGGAAAUUCGGAUUUCCCCCCCCUCCCCUCUACGGCCACGGAAAGACUUUGGACCGGACCGGCGGCGGGAUGGCCGCAGAACUGAGCCCGGAAGAGGAGCUGGCUACCAAGCAAUUUCUUGAAGAGAUUAACAAGUGGACGGUCCAAUACAAUGUCUCGCCACUCUCUUGGAAUGUGGCAGUCAAGUUCCUCAUGGCCAGGAAAUUUGACGUCCUUCGAGCAAUCGAACUCUUCCACUCCUACAGGGAGACCAGGCUGAAAGAAGGGAUUGUGAAGCUGAAACCGCACGAGGAGCCCCUCCGCUCUGAGCUGCUUAGCGGGAAGUUCACUAUCCUGAGCGUACGAGACCCUUCCGGCGCCUCGAUCGCCCUCUUCACGGCCAAGUUACACCACCCCAACAAAAGCGUUCAGCAUGUGGUGCUCCAGGCUCUCUUCUAUUUGCUGGACAGGGCAGUGGAGAGCUUUGAAACGCAGCGGAAUGGCUUGGUCUUCAUAUACGACAUGGCAGGCUCCCACUAUACCAAUUUUGAGCUGGACCUCAGCAAGAAAAUUCUCAAUUUACUGAAGGGAGCCUUCCCAGCUCGUCUCAAAAAGGUCUUUAUUGUCGGCGCCCCGAUGUGGUUCCGAGUCCCUUAUUCCAUCAUCAGCUUGCUGCUGAAAGAAAAGCUCCGAGAACGGGUCCAGAUGGUGAAGAUGUCAGAACUGAAGCAACACCUCCCUCAAGAAUGUCUCCCUGAGUACCUGGGCGGGUCCCUCAAGCUAGACCCCCUCAGCUUGAACUGCAGGUUCCUUCCGCAGCAGAACGGUCACCCGGACCCUCUGGACGAGCUGAUCCUGGUGCCGCUGGCCGCCCCUCGCGACAACGGCUCCGUGCACGUGCCCGGGCCCAAGGCCCUGACCGUCCAGGAACUGCUGGAGCACGUGACCCAGAAGCAGAAACGGGGCAUCUACGAAGAAUAUGAAGGCAUCCGGCGCCGGAACCCGGCCGGCACGUUCGUCUGCUCCUUAGCUCCCUGCAACCAAGAGAAGAACAGAUACGGAGACGUGCCUUGCCUCGACCAAACCCGGGUGAAGUUGACCAAACAAUUCAGCUACCCAGAGCUGACGGAUUACAUCAACGCCAGCUUCAUGGACGGCUACAAACAGAGAAAUGCUUACAUCGGCACUCAAGGACCACUAGAAAACACCUACGGCGACUUCUGGCGCAUGGUGUGGGAACAGAAUGUGCUAGUCAUCGUCAUGACGACCAGGCUCGAAGAAGGAGGCCGAAGGAAAUGCGGCCAGUACUGGCCGUUGGACAAGGACUUCCAGACCUGCUACGGAAUCUUAACCGUCACUAACCUUGGGAUGGAGAACCUCAACCAUUACAAAAAAACGGUUCUGGAGAUCUACAACUGCGAGAGCCGCGAGCGCCGCCUUGUGACCCAUUUCCAGUACGUGAGCUGGCCAGACUACGGCGUCCCUUCCUCCGCUGCUACACUUAUUGACUUCCUGGGGGCCGUCAAGCAGCAACAGAGAGUGGCGGUCAGCGCGUUGGGACCACGGUACAAAGGUCAUCCGGGGGGACCGCCCAUCGUGGUCCAUUGCAGCGCCGGCAUUGGCAGGACAGGCACUUUUUGCGCUCUCGAUAUCUGUCUGUCGCAGCUCCAGGACGUGGGCACGUUGAAUGUCUAUCAGACAGUGAUGCGGAUGAGGUCCCAGCGGGCGUUUAGCAUCCAAACUCCCGAGCAGUACUAUUUUUGCUACAUGGCUAUCCUCGAGCACGCGCAGAGAGAAAACCUGCUGCCCGCCCCUCAGGCCAGGGUCGGCAAAGAGAAGAGCUAAUACGGAGGGGCGGAGAGCUCGCUGGAGAAGCAGAGACCAGUCCGCCGCCGACGUCCGUCCCUCCUUCCCGCCUCCCUGUCUGCCGAUCCGGAUUCAUCAGCGUCUUCGCCUUCACGCCGCCGCCAACCUUGACGGAAAGCCGAGUUCUCUGCCACGGCGGCUCUCCAGAACCUUCCCCGUUGACUCGCCGGCUAGAUCGAGUCGCAGCCGGUAGCCGCGUUCAUCGAGACGAGCAGCCUCAACUUGAACUGUGCCUUAUUAGACAAAAAAAACCAAAAAACCCUGGCUUGCUGUCGGAGGCCAGGGGGCAGAAAAAAAAUCGAUUCCUUGCCAUGGGGAAAGGGCAUCUUUUCGGGACCAUUGGAGACAGGGUGGAUUCAGUUCCCGCCCUGCCCCCUGAAUGCUGGAGGUAACACUUCCAGUUCUGUCCGAAGCCAGGACAGUGCAAAAACCCCAGCCUUCAGUCUUACCAACGCUAAGUUCGUGUGUCUGUCUGUCUGUCUGUCUAUAAUAUAUGCUCCUUAUGGCGGGGUGUAACUGGCAUUCAUGUUAUAUAGAUAGAUGUCGUUGCUUCUAGCUGACCCCGUGGUUCCGUAGCGUUAUACUGCCUCGACUUCUGGAACCGGCAGCGAGGUCUAGUGUUACAGUGGGUAUUAUUGGCUCUGCCUUUCCCUGUGUCUACCCGGUCCACCCUUCGAUGCAGCUUUCGAAUGUGCCCACCCCUGCUAGAACCAUGCACACGUUGAUGUACGGACCACCGUGUCUAUUGCACAAACACUUGGAACGAGGAUGCCACGUCACUGGUGUGUAGAUGGGGCGGGGGACGCCGCCCUGGUGGGCCGUCUCUGGAACUUGCACAAAUGACAUGUGCCAGUCUCGCAAGUCCACUUUUUUUUUUUAAAAAAAAACAAACUUGUUCCAACAAGAUGGGUUGUUAAGCCCCAGCAAAAAGAUUGGUAGGUAACUCCCCUGUGCCAUUUGGGACAUUACCCUGCUUGUUAACAAAAAAAAUUGCUCAUACUUUUGCCGUUAGCCGGAAGCGCUAUUUGGCUGGUACGAUGUCUGGCUGGGGGGUGGAAGACAAAGGUUUUGCCUCGAAUCGACGUGAUUUCAGGAGGUGAAGUGAGUCUCCCCCUUUUUUCUUAUGCCUUGAGCUGGGCUCUUCCAUUGUGGCUUCUCCCACAGCCUACCUAAGCCGGGUGAUACCAGUUGGGACAGAGCUGGGGCAUCCUUCAUGCCAAACGGCACGUCACAAAUAUCCCUACACACACACACACACA